This is a messenger RNA of Hevea brasiliensis (rubber tree), 3153 nucleotides long. RefSeq names its product serine/threonine protein phosphatase 2A regulatory subunit B''beta. The coding region runs from base 824 to 2452 and encodes 542 amino acids. The transcript is spliced from 13 exons. Lineage: Eukaryota; Viridiplantae; Streptophyta; Magnoliopsida; Malpighiales; Euphorbiaceae. Gene Ontology annotation, biological process: protein dephosphorylation. The record is from RefSeq and is a predicted model, not a curated record. Gene Ontology annotation, molecular function: protein phosphatase regulator activity; calcium ion binding. Gene Ontology annotation, cellular component: protein phosphatase type 2A complex.
UUGGUGCAGGCGGUGAACCGUAUAAAACUGGCGUAUAUAUUCGUACAAGUUACGAAGGUGUCUCAACUCUGAACGGUCUCUGCAACUCUGUACACUCUUCGAGGGCGGUUUCGGUUAACCAAAAGCGCGUCUUCUUUUUUCGAAACUCGCUUCUUCCUCCCUCCCAUGGCUGCUGCUGCUGCUGCUACUGCUACUUGUUUCCUCUUCCUUCUCUAGAAUUUCGAAUUCUUUACACAUUCGCCGCUCCUUCUUGUCCAAAUUUCUACUUCUGUUUCUUGAUUCUCCGGUUCCCGAAGCAACAAUUUACGCGGAAUUGCUUUCUUGGAAGUGGUUUUGAAGAUAUAGUAUGUGCUGUGGAUAAUUUUUGUCAGAAUAUCUAGGGUUUUGCACCAAUUCUUUUAGUUUUUUACUGGGACUUUUCGUUUUCUGCUUCUGCUGAGAGAAAUUUUGAAGUUUUUUUAAGAAGCUUUGGAAGCAGGGAAAAAAAAAGAUUAGAAAAGGAAACAAUUUUUCACCGGAAAGUAUUUCGGGAAGCAUUGAAGGUCUAAUGUGCUUCCCUUUGUGGGUUUAAGUAGCACACUCUGUUUUUUGUUGUUGAACUUGCCUUAGGUUUUCUUAAGCGUGGCAUUUCUUUGUUCUUGGCUACUAUAAAAUACUGAGUGUCAAAACUCCCCAUGAGAAAUGAGUGACAGGAAAACUAUGUGUAUUCUGGGGCAAUUCUGAUGUAGCUUUCAAGAGAUGAUUUGAGGAAGUGAAUUGCUAGGGUUUAGGAAGUGGCUGUUGGCUUAUUUUUUAAAAUAGAUAAUAGGGAUAACUGUAUGUCAUGGAUAUUGAUAUGGCGGGUGGUGGUGGGGAUGCUCCUUAUUUGGACCCUGAGUUGUUGCAGCUUCCAGAGGUGUCUCCAUUUGUACUCAAAGCGAGUCCUCAGAUUGCUGAGGAGUUGUUCUCUCAAUGGCUGUCACUUCCAGGAACCAGUCGACUGGUGAAAUCUUUAAUUGAUGAUGCGAAGAUUGGCAAUCCCGUUAACUUCUUUGGGAUCUCUGUUAAUACAAGUGCUGGUGGGGGCAAUUCAUUGCCUUCCAUGUUUCCUGCUGGCAGUGCACCUCCGCUUUCACCAAGAAGUUCAUCUGGGUCUCCACGCAUGUCUAAGCAGAAGACAAGCCCUUCUUCAUUGGGUUCUCCAUUAAAAUUAGUUAGUGAACCAGUACGAGAAGUCAUACCUCAGUUCUAUUUUCGAAAUGGUCGUCCACCGGCAGAUGAACUGAAAGAACAAUGUCUCUCGAGAAUUAAUCAAUUUUUCAGUAAUCAUUUGGAUGGAUUGCGGAUUGAUGAAUUUAAAUCCAUCACCAAGCAAAUUUGCAAGUUACCGUCUUUCUUCUCCACUGCACUUUUUAGAAAGAUAGAUAGUGACUGCAGUGGGAUAGUGACAAGGGAUGCGUUUAUUAAAUACUGGGUGGAUGGCAAUAUGCUGGCAAUGGACAGAACAACUUGCAUAUUCAAUAUUCUAAAGCAGCCAGAAAACAAAUACCUGAUACAGACUGACUUCAAACCUGUUCUUCGAGAACUUUUGGCAAUGCAUCCAGGGUUGGAAUUCUUACAAAGCACACCUGAAUUUCAAGAAAGAUACGCUGAAACGGUCAUAUAUAGAAUAUUCUACUACAUUAAUAGAUCAGGAAAUGGCCGUCUUACCCUUAGGGAGCUGAAACGCGGUAAUCUCGUUGCUGCCAUGCAACAUGCAGAUGAAGAGGAGGACAUUAACAAAGUCCUAAGGUAUUUUUCUUAUGAGCAUUUCUAUGUUAUAUACUGCAAGUUUUGGGAGCUGGAUACAGACCAUGAUUUCUUGAUUGAUAAGGAGAAUCUCAUUCGAUAUGGUAAUCAUGCUCUUACCUACAGGAUUGUUGACAGAAUAUUUUCACAGGUUCCAAGGAAGUUUACUAGCAAUAUUGAAGGGAAGAUGGGCUAUGAAGAUUUUGUUUAUUUUAUGCUCUCAGAAGAGGAUAAAUCAUCUGAGCCUAGUCUUGAAUAUUGGUUCAAGUGCAUAGAUUUGGAUGGAAAUGGUGUGUUGACACCCAAUGAAAUGCAAUUCUUCUAUGAGGAGCAGUUGCACCGUAUGGAGUGCAUGGCCCAGGAGCCUGUGCUAUUUGAGGAUAUCUUGUGUCAAAUAGUUGAUAUGAUUGCACCAGAGGCUGAAGAUUAUAUAACACUGCAUGACUUGAAAACAAGCAAGCUCUCGGGAAAUGUUUUCAAUAUUCUGUUCAAUCUCAAUAAGUUCAUGGCUUUUGAAAGCCGUGAUCCAUUUCUAAUUCGCCAGGAACACGAGGAACCAACUUUGACAGAGUGGGAUCGCUUUGCACAUAGGGAGUACAUCAGGCUUUCAAUGGAAGAAGAUGUAGAGGAUGUCUCAAAUGGAAGUGCAGAUGUUUGGGAUGAAUCACUUGAGGCUCCUUUCUAAGUCAAUGAGCUGCCUAUGUAAAUGUCUCGUUUCGUUUAUGAGUUUUGGCAUAGAAGGGAAAUUACACCAUAAGUGAAGCUCAUCAAUUUAUGCUACUUCAGAGCUCUACAUUCAAGGUUGGGCAUGACUUCGACAUGCAAAUUGCUCCAGUAGGCAACAAGCUUGCCUUUUGCUGGACCCCAGAAUUAUGUGGUGUCAAUUUCAUGAUUUGCCUGGGAGUCAUUUGAAUUGAGAGAUGGCUGCUGUCUAAUUGUUCACCACCCAGGUGACAGAAGUUCAUACGGUUGUUGUUGCAUAGCUAUGUUACUUCCAGAUCAUCAGGUCCAUUUCUGGUUGUUUUUUUUUUUUCUUUUCUUUUUUUUUUUUUUCCUUUUGCUUCUUUGUGGUAAAGGUAGCUGGUAUCGAUGUUCUCUGCCUGUGAGAUUGGUCCUCAGAUGGAGAUUCACUCCAGCUCCAUCCUCAUCCGUGUCUUCUUUUCUGGGAUUUAUGUGCACUGUCAAUGUUUAUAUGUUCUUUUGUGGGAUUCAUGACCAAGAAGACCUUUCUGAUGAAACAUGAUAUGUGGGAAACACACUUUUUGAUAGGAUAGUUGUGUGAAGACUGAUAUAAGUCCUGUUUAGCAUUGAGUUUUAGAAUUUGAAACUGUUUUUUUGAAUAAAAGUAUUAUUUUAGAUGCUGGUGGAAAAAAUAGUUUGGAACAA